AAAUCCCAUAUCCAAUAGCCAAAGAUUCUUUGGUUUUAUUUUCAAACACCCGCGUUUUAACAAAUGCUCUUUCAUGUUUUAUCAUUCAUUCAUUCUAUGUAUUUGAGUCCCUUUUGUCUCACUUGCUUUGUGAUGGGGUCACGGACACCAUCCUAUGCAAAUUGCCAAACUCAUUCUGUGUGAUGAAGCAGUGCUGUUGACACCUGUGCUUGAGAGUUUUCAGGGUGUUCGAUAGUAGUUUACUGUGCUCUUUUGAUCUCUCUUCUGAAACAUCUUUUGCUGUUAGGUACCCUUCUGAUGCAUGUGUGAGUUGAGUUGUUUCUUGGAAAGUGGAAGGAAAUUUCAGGAAACAAAAAGGGGUUCCAUGCUUAAAGCAGAAAGUGGCUGAAGUUAUAAUCUUUUUGUUUUAGGAAAAAGGAAGGGGAAGGUGGUAAAGGGAAAUAUGGAGCCUUUUGAGAAUGAGCAUUGUAAGGGAGUUAAAUUCAAGAGCACAGAAACUUAGGAGUUUUGUUGAAGUGUAGUGUAGUGUUAACUACCAAGGUGGAGAAAGUAGAAAAGAGAAGGAAAAGGGAACAUUAAGGAUAAUAUGCCAACUGUGUGGUUCUCUUUGAAGAGGUCUUUACACUGCAAAUCUGAGCCAUCUGAUGUUCAUGACCCAAAAUCAAGGAAGCAUUUGAGCACAAUCUUGACCAAAAGGGCAGGAAGAUCAGGGUGUUCUAGGUCCAUUGCAAAUCUCAAAGAUGUGAUUCAUGGAAGCAAGAGGCAUCUUGAUAAGCCACCAAGUUGCAGUCCAAGAUCCAUUGGGAGCAGCGAGUUUCUCAACCCUAUAACUCAUGAAGUGAUUUUGAGCAACUCAAGGUGUGAGCUUAAAAUCACUGGAUAUGGAGGAUUUCAAGAAGGGGUUGGUAGUGGUGGUGGUGGAAACAAUGGUAGUGGAGGUGGUAGUGGUGGUUCAACUUUUGUGGGUACUUUGAGGCCUGGGACUCCUGGCCCUGGAGGGCACCCUACAAUGCACUACUUUAACCCUUCUUUUAGGACUUCAUCCACUCCUCCAAGGAAAUCACCUUUCCUUCUAUCAGAUAAAGAAGGGUCUGGUCCUCAUGGUGGAGGACUUCAUUCUAGCAAUAGGUUGUCUCUUGAGACAGAUUCUAAUGGGUCUUCAACUGUGACUUGCCACAAAUGUGGAGAGCAAUUUAACAAAUGGGAUGCUGCUGAAGCCCAUCAUCUGUCCAAGCAUGCUGUUACUGAACUUGCUGAGGGCGAUUCAUCAAGGAAAAUAGUGGAGAUCAUAUGCAGGACUAGUUGGUUAAAGUCUGAAAACCAGUGUGGUCGAAUCGAGAGGGUUUUGAAGGUGCACAACAUGCAAAAGACUUUGGCUAGAUUCGAAGAGUACAGAGAGAUGGUGAAAAUCAAAGCUAGCAAACUUCAGAAGAAGCAUCCUAGGUGCCUUGCUGAUGGAAAUGAGCUUUUGAGGUUCUAUGGCACCACUGUUGCAUGCUCCCUUGGUCUCAAUGGUUCUUCUAGUCUCUGCCUAGCAGAAAAGUGUUGUGUUUGCAGAAUUAUAAGGAAUGGCUUUUCAGCCAAGAAUGAGCUCAAGGGUGGUAUUGGUGUUUUCACAACUUCCACAAGUGGAAGAGCUUUUGAGUCUAUUGAGAUUUUUGGUGAUGAACCAUCACUAAGAAAGGCACUGAUAGUUUGCAGAGUGAUAGCUGGCAGGGUUCAUAGACCCUUAGAGAACAUUCAGGAAAUGGCAGCACAGACAGGAUUUGACUCAUUGGCUGGGAAAGUAGGCCUUUAUUCAAAUAUUGAGGAGCUUUAUUUGCUCAAUCCUAGAGCUCUUCUUCCUUGCUUUGUGGUAAUUUGCAAACCUUGAACCAAAAGGAUCGAAAUCAAAAUGCCUUACAUAUUGUGUAGUUUUGUGGAUCCCCCUAUUUUGGCCUUUCUAUGGAGGUUCUUUGCCCUUCAUCUUUUGAAGAGUUUUGAUUCUUUCACCCAAGUCACUUGUGCCCCUUCAUGUUUAUUGUAUGAACCUCCUAUUCAUACAUUUGUAAUUUUUUUCUUAAA
This is a messenger RNA of Abrus precatorius (Indian licorice), 2064 nucleotides long. RefSeq lists its product as uncharacterized. The coding region runs from base 587 to 1873 and encodes 428 amino acids. Lineage: Eukaryota; Viridiplantae; Streptophyta; Magnoliopsida; Fabales; Fabaceae. The transcript has 2 exons. The record is from RefSeq and is a predicted model, not a curated record.